AUGUCAAAUAUUACUUAUGUCAAAGGUAACAUCCUAAAAGCAGCUACGCGUCCUAGGAUCCUUAUUCACUCUUGCAAUUGCAACGGCUCCUGGGGCGGUGGGAUUGCUUACCAACUUGCUUUGAAUUAUCCAAAAGCAGAGGAAGAUUACAUCAAAGUAUGCGAUGAAAAUGGCUCUGCUUUAUUGGGCAAGUGCGUAUUACUUCCUAGUUACAAAGACUCGGAUCUAUUAAUUUGCUGUCUGUUCACAUCAUCGUUUGGUGGUUCAAGUCAUGCGGGAAAGCAAAGCAUUCUAGAGUAUACAAAACUGUCUCUAGAUAAAUUGAGGGCCUUUAGGGCAGCGGAAGGCAAAACUAAAUUAAGGGAUGACAUAAUUAACACUUACGUUGAUGAUCAUAUCAAAUACCCAAUAGAAGAAUAUAAGCUGGAAAUGCCACAAAUUAACAGCGGUAUAUUUGGUGUUCCUUGGAAAGAAACAGAACACGUUUUGGAAGAAUUCAGUGAUAGUAUGGAUUUUACGGUAUACCAACUGUAG
Molecule: messenger RNA, 534 nt
Organism: Saccharomyces eubayanus
Lineage: Eukaryota; Fungi; Ascomycota; Saccharomycetes; Saccharomycetales; Saccharomycetaceae
Gene: POA1
Product: ADP-ribose 1''-phosphate phosphatase
Exons: 1
Coding region: 1-534 (177 amino acids)
Biological process (GO): peptidyl-glutamate ADP-deribosylation
Source: RefSeq, a predicted model, not a curated record